AUGGACGCAGAGGCCGACGAGGGACUGCGACGCGGACUGCUGCUGCCCAUUGACAGCUGUGACGAUGCGGCAACGCGACACAGGCAACGAAAUAGAAACCCGUCAUCGGAGGACGUAAGGCGAACGGUGCUGUCGCCCUGGGAGAAGUGGACAACUCACGGCCGCUUUCCAUACAAGCUGAUGCUGCACGUAGCUCUUUUGCUGCUAACCUUUACCCAAAUGCAGCUAUUCGAUGCCCAGAAUGCUGCUUACAUGCGCGCUUCUUAUCGAAACUGGGCGUUCUUCUUCCUUCCUCCUGCCGCAGAUAUUGGCGUCGUACCUCGAUUCGAGCGAGAUUUCUAUACGAUCAAUCGCACGAUGACGGCAGUGCACUAUCUGCGCGAUGCCUAUUUCUCCAUCGGUAAUGUCUCUGUUGCUAACUACGAGUACCUGCACACGGACUCAGGAAGUAUCCAGCCACUCAUGGUAACAAUCAGCCGUGUGCUUCCUCACGGUGAGCUCGAGACUCGGGACUAUCUUGUCUCGCAGAACGACGAGAGUGUAGGACCCUUCGAUCCGAAACUGACUUUAUGGCAGAAAAAGCAUUUGUUCGGAUCACUGCGCAGUAUCAGAUUCUCCUUCUCACUUCGCGAUCGUCAGUUCGGAAACUUUUACGAAGAGUGCUUCGAGUGGCACGUGAAUGUGGGCUUUCAAGUUGUCAAAGGCGCUCAAAUUCACGUUCAGCUAAAAGAUUGCGAAGUCUCGCGCUGCGCCAGUGUGCACCCGCGUUCGUUCUGGGCCACAGCUAUGCAGAGCUUUGUUUGGAUGCAUGCAAUAGUUGCGGUGAUUUCGCUACUGUACAUGACGCUCAGUCUCAAGGCCCUGCGGCAUUCAUUUCGUGUAAUGACUCAAGAUCGAUGUGAUUUCCGUCGAGAUGCUAGAGGUGAUCAAAGAAAGAAGGAAAACGGGCUGCGUGGUGCAGCUACUGGUGGUACUAGCGAGGACAGCUUGCAUUUUUGCACCGGAACACGCUGCGAACAAACGAAAGCGUCGACGGAAGUUUCGUGUAUGCUACGAGUCAAACUCCUCAACAGCUUACAGCUGCUAGUUCUUACUUCUCUAGCCCUGCUACUUGCAAGUUCCGUGUGGAGUUUACUUUCCUUGGAAGCUCACAUGCCGAUUGGGUUUUGGCAUCGAUUGCUCCAUGCAACAGCGCUGCUGCUGCUUUGGAGUUGUCUUGUCGGGUAUCUUGAGCACAAUCGGCACAUUUUUUCAAUUGUGUUGACACUGAAGUGGGGAACACCUCGUGUGCUGCAGUUUUUGCUGGGUGUAUCUCCGAUAUUCGUCGGGUACGCCCUUUUCGGAACAAUCUACUUUGGAAACAAGAUCGAGGAGUUCGGCACACUGAGCGGGUCGAUGGUCACGUUGUUUUCGCUGAUGAAUGGAGAUGCGAUCAUGGAUACGUUUGACGGGAUGGAGCUCCACCAGUUUAUCGUAUCAGGAAAAGUGUACCUGUACUCUUUCACGUCGUUGUUCAUGUACGUGGUCCUGAACAUAUUCAUCGCCAUCAUCGAAGAGGCCUUUUUUGCCACACAAUCUUCUCGCCGCCAGGUCAGUGAUCGCCUUUCUGAUCAUCGCAUCUCUCGGUCGGCAUAG
Messenger RNA from Hyaloperonospora brassicae, 1635 nucleotides. The record is from the annotation of a GenBank genome assembly. Lineage: Eukaryota; Oomycota; Peronosporomycetes; Peronosporales; Peronosporaceae.